AAUCCCCUCAACUCCUCCGGCACGUGCUCAUCAUGCUUUAAUCAUGUGACCUUCUCCCUCAACUCUCACCUGUUCACUUUGUCACAAAUUAAUUACUUACCCCCACUUUCUUUUUUCUACUGUCUCUUUCUCUGCAGUUUUUGCUCAUUCCUUCUUCUGCUUUUCUUACUUCACUUAAAAACUUUUAAUUUCAAAGUUCAAACCACUCUUCACUUUACUGUUGUGAAUGUUGAUCCAACUUAAUAUUAAGAAUUCCCAGAUUUUUUUUCUCCUUUAAUUGAUAAUGUGAAAGAAAGUUAUGGGCUGCAUACAGUCCAAAACGACACUCCUUCCUUCCUCAAACGACACCCCUCCCCUCCCUGAAACCGACAAGCAAAUCUCUGGAAUUGGAGAAGUAGGAGAUGGUGAUAAUCAACAGCAGAAAGUGGCAGCAUUUAAAGAGUACAGUUUGAAUGAACUUCGAAAAGCUACAAAUGGGUUUAGCACAGAAUGUAUAGUUUCUGAAAGUGGGGAGAAAGCACCUAAUGUUGUGUACAGAGGAAGGCUUGAAACUAAUCGUUUCAUUGCUGUUAAACGCUUUUCUAAACAAUCCUGGCCUGAUGCUCAUCAGUUUCUGGAAGAAGCAGCUGGUGUUGGAAAGCUCAGGCAUAGAAGACUGGCUAACCUCAUUGGAUGUUGUGCUGAAGGAGAUGAAAGAUUGUUGGUGGCUGAGUUCAUGCCUCAUGACACACUAUCGAAGCAUCUUUUCCAUUAUGAUAAACAACCUCUUCCAUGGGAAAUGCGUGUGCGGGUGGCCUACUAUAUUGCAUUGGCUCUUGAGCAUUGCAAUGCCGAAAACCGGAAAAUUUAUCAUGAUUUAAAUGCUUAUAGAGUGCUUUUUGAUGAGGAUGGUGAUCCACGUUUAUCCACUUUUGGCCUAAUGAAGAACAGCAGAGAUGGCAAAAGCUACAGUACAAAUUUAGCCUAUACACCACCUGAGUUCAUGCGGACAGGCAGGGUUAUUCCCGAGAGUGUCAUCUACAGUUAUGGAACCAUUCUACUUGACCUUCUAAGUGGGAAGCAUAUACCUCCUAGUCAUGCAUUGGACAUAAUAAGGGGAAAGAGCGCAUUGGUAUUAAUGGAUACAUCAUUGGAAGGACAGUAUGUAAAUGAUGAUGCUGCUACAAUGAUUGAACUGGCAUCAAAAUGCCUUCAGUAUGAAGCGAGGGAUCGACCUGACAUCAAAUUUCUUCUUGCAGCAGUCGAUCCCUUGCAAAAGCAAAAAGAGGUCGCGUCCCAUGUUCUGAUGGGUUUGCCAAAGACUGCAGUGGUGGUGCCAAAAAUGCUCUCCCCCCUUGGAAAGGCUUGUGAAAGGAUGGACCUCACAGCUGUUCAUGAUAUAUUGCUUAAAACUGGCUAUAGAGAUGAAGAGGGUGCUGACAAUGAGCUCUCAUUCCAAGAAUGGACACAACAAGUUCAAGACAUGUUGAAUACAAAGAAAUUCGGAGAUAUUGCAUUCAGAGAUAAGGAUUUCAAAAAUGCUGUAGAGUACUACUCCAAGUUAGUGGAUAUGAUGCCUGUACCUUCAGCCACAGUGUUUGCAAGGCGGACCCUCUGUUACAUGAUGAUCGGGCAACCUGAGCUUGCCCUUAGGGAUGCAAUGCAGGCUCAAGUAUGCAUACCAGAGUGGCCAACGGCCUUUUACUUACAAGCCCUAGCACUGUCUAAGUUAGGGAUGGAGGGCGAUGCUCAGGAUAUGUUAAAUGAUGGUGCUGCCUUUGAAGCCAAGAGGCAAAGUAGUUGGAGGGGCUAAAAUUCUUUCUUCUCUACUCCUGUCAUAUUUGUUGGAUUCUUUUUCUCCUUUGCUUUAGGUGCUUGUCUAAAUCAUACGUCUUAUGUAAUAUGGCAAAGUAUUAGAGAGUAGAUAACUAAAUUUAUGCUAGCCUUUGUUUAUGUUAUCCAUUUAGGGUUAUUCUUUUGAAGCUCCAUCCCAACUUCCAUUGUUAUAUUGUCAUUAUUCUGCACACACGUAAACGAGACUUAUGAACUUGUAGAUCAUAUUCUGAAUUUGAUGGUUUUACAAUUAUUAUGAAGAGAGCGAAUUAUUGUUUA
This is a messenger RNA of Beta vulgaris subsp. vulgaris (sugar beet), 2091 nucleotides long. RefSeq names its product serine/threonine-protein kinase BSK2. Bases 299 to 1792 code for a protein of 497 amino acids. Gene Ontology annotation, biological process: protein phosphorylation; brassinosteroid mediated signaling pathway. Lineage: Eukaryota; Viridiplantae; Streptophyta; Magnoliopsida; Caryophyllales; Amaranthaceae. Gene Ontology annotation, molecular function: protein kinase activity; protein binding; ATP binding. The transcript has 10 exons. The record is from RefSeq and is a predicted model, not a curated record.